GCGGCUCCACCUCCCCACUCCCAUCUCUAUCAUUCCCCACUGUAAAUUUCCUCCCUUUCCCACCUCUUCUGCCGUCAACUCCCGUCUUCCACGGCAUCUCCCCAUCUUAAAGCCCCCCUCUCAAAAUCAAUCAAUCAAUCCCACAAACCAUGGCGAAGCCAACUCCCCUCUCAAUCCCCCUCCUCUUCCUCAUCACAAUCACCAUCGCCAUCCCCUCCACCUCCGCAAAAACCUUCCGCUGCACCACCGCCGGCGCCACCUGCCAAUCCAUAGUCGACUACCUCCCCCCCAACCGCACCACCCUCCGCGCCAUCCAAUCCCUCUUCUCCGUCCCCCACCUCUACUCCAUCCUCGGCGCCAACAACCUCCCCCUCAACACCACUGCCUCCACCCCCGUCCCACCCCAGCAGAGGCUCCGAAUCCCCUUCCCCUGCCUCUGCAGCAACGGCACCGGCGCCUCCCGCGGCCGCCCCGUCUACACCGUGGUCCCCGACGACGGCCUCUGGCACAUCGCCGCCCAGGUCUUCUCCAACAUCGUCACCGUAGCCGAGAUUCAGGCGGCCAACGGGAUACCGAAUCCCGAUAAGAUCGAGGUGGGCCAGAAUCUGACCAUCCCGCUGCCGUGCAGCUGCGACGAGGUGGGCGGGGCGGCGGUGGUCCACUACGGCCAUGAGGUGGCGGCCGAGAGCUCAAUUGAAGGGAUUGCUCAGCAAUAUAAUGUGUCUCAGGAGACGCUGAUGCAGCUCAAUAACUUAACCGGGCCUCAGGAUCUUAAGGCGCAAGAUAUUAUUGAUGUUCCUUUGAGAGCUUGUUCUUCAAUGGUAAGCAAUAACUCGUUGGACUACCCUCUGCUCGUCCCGAGCAAUGCCUACGUCGUCACUGCCAAUGCUUGUGUGAAGUGCAAGUGUGACAACAACACUGCAAACUCGAUGCUACAAUGUGAACCUGCUGGGAUGAUAAAUGCAUCAUGCCCCGUAAUCCGAUGUGAUGCCUCACCAAAUUUGUUUCUUGGAAACACAACGUCGUCCGGUUGCAAUGCCACCACCUGCUCCUACGCCGGUUACAACACAACAAUACAAACUAUGCUGGAUUCGGUCUCAACUUGCCCCGCUCCUCCCGGCCCCGGAUCGUCUGCAACUACUUUGAAUGGCUGGAGACUUGUGAUUUUCAUCAAUGCUGUCAUGCUUUGUUUGCUUUUUGUCUAAGUUGUUGCAAAUUGCUAGGUUGCAUAUUGCUAAAUUUAUCCAAAUUUUAUUUGGGAAAUUUGAAUAUGUAAUUUUGUAAUGUGAGGUUACUUCAAUAAUCAUUUUGAUAUAUGAAUACCAAUCUUUUAUGCC
This is a messenger RNA of Salvia splendens (bonfire salvia), 1337 nucleotides long. RefSeq names its product lysm domain GPI-anchored protein 2 precursor (gene LYM2). Bases 150 to 1205 code for a protein of 351 amino acids. The transcript is spliced from 4 exons. NCBI's taxonomy places the organism in Eukaryota, Viridiplantae, Streptophyta, Magnoliopsida, Lamiales, Lamiaceae. The record is from RefSeq and is a predicted model, not a curated record.